GGGGCCCGGCCCGGCGCAGCGCGGCCCGGUCCGAGGCUCGGGCGGUCCCGCGGCCCUUCCCGGCCGGACAUGGCCCAGAGCGGCCCCGGGGCGGCCGCGCCGCGGGACGAGCCCGCCGAGGAGCCCGAGGGCGGCGGGCGGCGCUGGGGCGCUCAGCACGCCGGGGCCCGCGAGCUGGCCGAGCUCUACUCGCCAGGAAAGAGACUGCAAGAAUGGAUCUCUGUCAUCUUAUGCUUCUCUCUGAUCUGCUUCAAUUUUUACAAUCUCCUCUUGUACUUGCGGCUGGAGCACACGCCCUCGGUUCUCGUUGGGAUUUUUGCAGGAGUUAUCACAGCCGACUUCCUCUCAGGACUGUUCCACUGGGGAGCAGAUACCUGGGGAUCUGUGGAGCUGCCCAUCGUUGGAAAGGCUUUCAUCAGACCCUUUAGGGAACACCAUAUUGACCCCACAGCAAUCACCAGACAUGAUUUCAUAGAGACCAAUGGAGACAACUGCUUCAUGACACUGGUCCCCCUGGCAAACAUGGCCUACAAGUUUGUGUCUUUUUCCCCAGAGGCGCUGUGUGACACCUGUCCCUGGGAGUGUUACGUCUUUGCCCUCAUCAUCUUCAUAACCAUGACGAACCAGAUCCACAAGUGGUCCCACACGUACUUCGGCCUUCCACGCUGGGUCAUAUUCCUCCAGGACUGGCACAUCAUCCUGCCCCGGAAGCACCACAGGAUCCACCACGUGUCCCCUCACGAGACCUACUUCUGCAUCACCACGGGUUGGCUGAAUUAUCCAUUAGAGAAGAUAAGAUUUUGGAGAUGUUUGGAGAACAUCAUCCAAGGACUUACUGGGGAGAAGCCAAGAGCAGAUGACAUGAAAUGGGCUCAGAAAAUCAAAUAACUUCUGCCAGCCUUCUGCAAUCCUUAACUUGUUGCCAAUGUUGUUUUUAAAAGAAAAAAAAAAA
Messenger RNA from Taeniopygia guttata (zebra finch), 952 nucleotides. It is a transcript of the gene PEDS1, whose product is annotated as plasmanylethanolamine desaturase 1. Gene Ontology annotation, cellular component: endoplasmic reticulum membrane. The record is from RefSeq and is marked provisional. Gene Ontology annotation, molecular function: plasmanylethanolamine desaturase activity. Gene Ontology annotation, biological process: ether lipid biosynthetic process. NCBI's taxonomy places the organism in Eukaryota, Metazoa, Chordata, Aves, Passeriformes, Estrildidae.